Molecule: messenger RNA, 768 nt
Organism: Dichotomopilus funicola
Lineage: Eukaryota; Fungi; Ascomycota; Sordariomycetes; Sordariales; Chaetomiaceae
Exons: 2
Coding region: 1-768 (255 amino acids)
Source: RefSeq, a predicted model, not a curated record
AUGGCUCCAAAACGUGCUCGUGAUGAUUCUUCUGCGAUUGAUGGAUCCAGCAAAGUUAAAAAGGCCAAGCGCGGAUUCCGUGUCGGACCGGACAACCUUCCCGACGGUGCCUGGCGUCGCAAGGUGACCAAAAUCAAAAGGGAACUUAUUACGAAAGCGAAAGUAAAGAAGGAGUAUGCCAAGAUCAAGGCCGAGCACCAGAAGCAAGUCACGACAACACCAGCCCCAGACCCGAUUACCACCAGCGACAAUGACGACGCAGAUGCCACCCGGGACCAAAUCCACCCCGAGCGACAAGCGAUGCUAGACUCUUCGUCUUCAUCACGGCCGAACCUCGAACCAAAACCUCAAACCGUCACCGAUAACGACACGAACAACGAUGUCGGCACUCCGUCCAACAAAAUCCAGUUACCACCAUCACAACACCGCCACCACCAACAACAACAACCAGAAGCCGAAGCCGCCGAAGACGAACCACCACACCUCCACCCCCACCCCCACCGAAGAAAGAACCACCAACGCCCUCCCAACGGCUACUUCAGCAAAGAACUCGCCGCCGCCGAGCGCGCCAAACAAGCGGCCGCCGACCGCCGGGCCGAAGCCGAGCGGCGCGAGCAAGAACGCCAGCGCCGCAUAGCCGACCGCGACCGGUACCGUCGGGCGAUGGAUAAGGCAAAGGCUCCCGGACGGGACGGGCGGCCGCGGGUUGGGAGGGAGAGUAAAUUGCUGCUGGAGAGGGUUAGGAGGGUUAUGGGGGGGAGUAGUUGA